UUUCGUUGCUUUGCUAUAAGUAUAGCAGUUGCAGUUGCAGCUGAACGGUGAGAUUCACUCAGCAAAAUUGCAAAGUAAAAGCUUUUGGGAGGGAAAGGGAAAGAGACAUGUCCUCGAACAACCCUUCACAACUCCUGCCUUCAGAGCUGAUAGAUCGAUGCAUAGGGUCGAAAAUAUGGGUGAUAAUGAAGGGUGACAAGGAGCUAGUUGGAACCCUAAGGGGUUUCGACGUUUAUGUCAACAUGGUCCUUGAAGACGUCACAGAAUAUGAAAUUACAACCGAAGGACGGCGGAUAACAAAGCUUGAUCAGAUUUUGCUUAAUGGAAACAACAUUGCCAUUCUGGUCCCUGGGGGAUCUCCAGAUCCAGAAUGAGAUUAUGAGACAGUGGUGGGCCCUCUAUUCUCUGGCAUCUUACUUUUAGGUGAUUAAGGUAGAUCACGUUCUCAGGUUUCAUGGGAGAUCUGAAGACCAGAAGUCCGCCUUUUUCACCACUAGUUGGUAAUUGUAACAUUCAGUAGGUUGCUAGGUUUGGGAGAAAUUAAAGUGGGAUGAUCUUUAAUUCUUAUAAUGAUGUUGAUGAUAUCCAAAUAUCUUCAUCCCAUCCUAUACCAUUGCCACCUAGUUGUCUUGAAGAUUAAUGCUUCUUUGGAGUUUUGAAUUGCUUUUAGUCCUAUCAUAUUCAUGAGUUAAUGAAUUUCCAUGGAAUCUUUCAAGGGUUUAA
Molecule: messenger RNA, 723 nt
Organism: Nelumbo nucifera (sacred lotus)
Lineage: Eukaryota; Viridiplantae; Streptophyta; Magnoliopsida; Proteales; Nelumbonaceae
Gene: SAD1
Product: Small nuclear ribonucleoprotein family protein
Biological process (GO): mRNA splicing, via spliceosome
Cellular component (GO): Lsm1-7-Pat1 complex; U4/U6 x U5 tri-snRNP complex; U6 snRNP
Molecular function (GO): RNA binding
Source: RefSeq, a predicted model, not a curated record